AAACUCAAUGGCUACUGCUGCUCAAUCUCGUGUCAUGGUGCUACCGUUCCCUGCACAGGGCCAUGUCAUCCCGCUCAUGGAGCUCUCGCGCAAGCUCGUCAAGCACGGCUUCGAGAUCGACUUCAUAAACACCGAGUUCAACCACGGUCGUCUCCUUGAAGCCUUAGCAGAGAAGGGAGCAAUCCCCGGUGGAAUUCACAUGCUCUCCAUCCCAGACGGCCUAGGACCUGCUGAGGACCACACCGAUAUCGGUGCAUUUGUCAAGGGCCUACCGGCCGCCAUGUCCGGCCGUCUCGAGGAGAUGAUCACAUCGAGAAAGAUCAAGUGGAUGAUAGCAGACGUGUCCAUGAGCUGGGCGCUGCAGCUGGCCACCACAGCCGGUGUCCGUGUCGCCCUGUUCUCCACUUACUCUGCGGCCGUGUUUGGCCUCAGGAUGAACCUCCCCAAACUGAUAGAAGAUGGUGUUCUGGACGAAAGCGGGAAUGUAAUGAGGCAUGAGAGGGUCCAACUGAUGCCGCCCGUCGACGCGGGAGAAAUCCCAUGGGUCAGCCUGGGAAGCACCGCUGAGAGGCGCAAAACCAACGUCCAAAACGUCCUGAGGACCAACCGGUUGAUGCCACUGGCUGAGAUGAUCAUCUGUAACACUUUCAUCGAGAUGGAACCAGACGCGCUGGCUCUCCUCCCCAACGCGCUGCCGCUCGGCCCGCUGGUUGAGCCGACGGCGAGGCCAGCCGGACAUUUCCUGCCCGAAGACCUGACAUGCCUGACCUGGCUGGACACGCAGGCCCCUGGCUCCGUUAUCUACAUCGCCUUCGGGAGCUCGGGCGUCUUGGACGCGACACAGUUCCAAGAGCUCGCCGACGGGCUCGCCCUCUCCGGCCGACCGUUCAUGUGGGUGGUCCGUCCGAAAUUCACCACCGGCGUCGGACAAGAUUGGUUGGACGUGUUCAAGCACCGCGUCGAUGGCAAGGGGCUAGUCGUUGGCUGGGCACCGCAGCAGCGCGUGCUUUCGCACCCCUCCGUCGCCUGCUUCGUGUCACACUGUGGGUGGAACUCGACCAUGGAAGGCAUGCUGCACGGCGUACCGUUCGUGUGCUGGCCUUACUUCGCCGACCAGUUCUGCAACCAGAGCUACAUCUGCAACGUGUGGGGCACGGGCGUCAAACUUUGCCGUGACAAACGAGGGGUGGUCACCAAAGAGGAGAUCGAGAGCAAGGUCGCCUGGCUGCUCGGAGACGAAGAGAUCAAAGGGAGGGCCGCGAAGUGGAAGCACAAGGCGUCUGCGAGCAUCAUAGAGGGCGGAUCUUCCCAUCAGAACUUGCUCGAGCUUGUGAAUCUGGUAAGAGAACAAUCCUACCCUAGUGGAUGAAGAAGAGCUAAGUGCUACAGUUGGUGGUCAGCGUCUUUCACACCUUGUUGGUGAGAUGCGAUGUUUAGCUCAAUUUAAAAUCUGAAAGUAUCUUGCUAG
Messenger RNA from Lolium rigidum, 1468 nucleotides. Its product is annotated as UDP-glycosyltransferase 83A1-like. The coding region runs from base 8 to 1369 and encodes 453 amino acids. The transcript has 2 exons. The record is from RefSeq and is a predicted model, not a curated record. Gene Ontology annotation, molecular function: UDP-glycosyltransferase activity. Lineage: Eukaryota; Viridiplantae; Streptophyta; Magnoliopsida; Poales; Poaceae.